AUGCGCCGUCUCCAAUUCAUCCUGCUGGCAACUGUCCAGCUCUCCGGAGCUCGCCAAGCUGGCUUCAGCAUCCACGAUGACCUCGUCGCCUAUCCACAGUACGAAGUCGUCUUUUCCGAAAGCUUCAUUUCUCAAAAGGAAGCCGAUGCGCUGUUGCAUCACGCGAAUCCCCACUCGACCUACGCGGCCGAAUUCUCCUCCCAGUCCGAUCUCGCUCAACAGGUGCAAGAAGCAAGGGACGACGAAGGACCGAAAAGCGACGAUGUGCAGGAGACGUAUGAGCUCAUGCACAUGGCGCCGUCGAAGUACCUGUGCUCCAUACCGAUCCUCGAACCCGCGGGCCCCGAGAAUAAGACGGCCAACGACCUGGCGAAGCAGGAAGAGGCACGCGAGCUCGCGAGGGCCUCGGCUGCCGGCUGGGACCUCAUCAACGAGCUCGACGGCACGUGUCUCUACUACAUGUCCGGCUGGUGGAGCUACCGCUUCUGCUACAACCGCGAGAUUUUGCAGUUCCACGCGCUGCCGCUGAUGCCCAACGGCGAGCCCCCGCUGCGCGACCCCAACACGCUCGAGUUCGUCCUCGGACGCGGCCCCAAGGAUGCCGACGAGCCCGCGGGACACGGCUCGACGAACGAGAAGGCGGCGGCGGCGGCGACGACGACGACGACGGACCUGCAGGUGAAAGGCGAUCAGCGCUACCUCGUGCAGCGUCUCGACCGCGGCACCAUCUGCGACCUGACGGGCCGCGAGCGCACGAUCGAGAUUCAAUACCACUGCAUGCCGGGCCUCAAGAGCGACCGCAUCGGCUGGAUCAAGGAGGUCACGACGUGCGCCUACCUCAUGGUCGUCAACACGCCCCGCCUCUGCAACGACGUGGCCUUUUUGCCGCCGAAGCAGACGAGCGCCAACCCCAUCAGCUGCCGCCUCAUCCUCGACACGAGCGACCCCGAGGCCAGCGCCGCGUGGCAUCGGCGCAAGACGCUCGAGGCCGAGGCGUCCAUGGUUCACGGCGAGCGCCGCGGCGGCGGCAGCGGCGACGCGCGCUUUGUGGAGAACGCGCGGCCGGAUCUGGACUCGGAGUCGUUCCGUAAGCAGGAGCCCAUCACGGUCGGCGGGGUCCUCGUCGGCGGGCGCAAGGUGCUCAGCGAGGCGGACGAGGAGGGCAAGCCGCCGGCGGUGUUGAAGCCGCCGCAUAAUUUUCUGCCCAACAAAGCGCAGGCGGGCAAGCCAAAGACUCCAGGGGCGGCGGCAGACGAGGCCGAAGCGUACGAAACGGAGACGAUCGCAUCACGAAAGCACAAGGCCGAGGGCGGCGAGCUCUGGAUCCUCUCGGACGAGGAGCUCGAGGAGCUGGACCUCAGCCCCGAGACGGUGGAGGACAUGCGGCAGGAGAUUGAGAAGCUCGCGGGCGACAAGGGCUGGAAGCUCGAGGUGGUGGAGGCGCCAGGCGAGGCCAGGGAGCUGCGUGGCUACGUUGACGAUGACGAAGAUGAUGCCAAGGCCAAGGCGCGAGCGAAAGCCAAGGCGGCCGGCAAGAAGGGGCCCGACGCCGACGAAGAGGACGUUGCGGGCAGCGAAGAGCAGUUUUACGGAGACUGGUGA
This is a messenger RNA of Verticillium nonalfalfae, 1602 nucleotides long. RefSeq names its product Protein OS-9 (gene YOS9). The record is from RefSeq and is a predicted model, not a curated record. Bases 1 to 1602 code for a protein of 533 amino acids. Gene Ontology annotation, cellular component: endoplasmic reticulum lumen. Gene Ontology annotation, biological process: retrograde protein transport, ER to cytosol; endoplasmic reticulum unfolded protein response. Lineage: Eukaryota; Fungi; Ascomycota; Sordariomycetes; Glomerellales; Plectosphaerellaceae. The transcript has a single exon.